AGGACGGGUUUCUGAGCGAGGGCCAGCUACCCACCCCCUCGAGGCCCCACGUCCCCGGCAGGCCGUCGGGAAAGCCCCUCCUCCCGGGCGGAGACGCCUCCAAGAAGCCCACGCCCGCGGUCCGCCGCGGCCAGUCCCCGGAGGCGCGCCGCCUCGUCCAGUUCCUGCGGCUGCCGCGGCGCGGGGCAUGGGGUGCUGAUGGCCAUGGACGGCUACCGGGGCUUCCUGGGGCUGCUGGUGUCGGCGCUGCUGGUCGGCUUCCUGUCCGUGAUCUUCACCCUCAUCUGGGUCCUCCACUACCGGGAGGGGCUCGGCUGGGACGGGAGAGGACCCGAGUUCAACUGGCACCCGGUGCUCGUGGUCACCGGCUUCGUCUUCAUCCAGGGCAUCGCCAUCAUUGUAUACAGACUGCCAUGGACCUGGAAAUGCAGCAAGCUCCUGAUGAAAUCCAUCCACGCGGGGUUAAACUUCGUUGCAGCCAUUCUUGCCAUUAUUUCUCUGGUGGCGGUUUUUGAUUUCCACAAUACCCUGAACAUCCCCAAUAUGUACAGUCUACAUAGCUGGAUUGGACUGACAGCUGUCAUACUGUACGUGUUACAGCUUCUCCUAGGUUUUUUCAUCUUUCUGCUUCCCUGGGCUCCACUCUCUCUCCGAGCAUUUCUCAUGCCCAUACAUGUUUAUUCUGGACUUCUCAUCUUUGGAACAGUGAUUGCAACAGCCCUCAUGGGAGUGACUGAAAAACUGUUAUUUGUCCUGAAAAGUCCUGGCUAUGAUACAUUCCCACCAGAAGGAGUUUUUGCAAACACCCUGGGCCUUCUGAUUCUGGUGUUUGGGGCCCUCGUUUUUUGGAUAGUCACCAGACCACAAUGGAAACGUCCUCAAGAGCCAGCUUCUCUCCGUCUUCAGCCAAACGGAGGCACUCCAGAGGGAGUGGAAGGCUCCAUGGCAAUAAACUUUGGCAACACGGACAAAUCAGAUUCAGAGUUAAACAAUGAAGCAGCCGCCAGGAAAAGAAACGUUGCUCUUGACGACAGUGGUCAGAGGUCCACCAUGUAAGGUGUUGUAGUGGUGUAGUCAUGUAACGUCGCUUUUAAAAACUAGCUCUACAGUUUAGCGUCCCCUAUUUAGCCAUAAGAUGAUUGAGCGCCAUAGAGCUUAUAUUGUUUUAAUCAUAAAGUAGGAUUUCUUGGAAGAGUUGGUACUGAUCGAGGCCUAUGAACUUACCUGCAUUGGAGAGGAGAUGGUCAAUGUAAAUGAUAGCAGCUGUAAACUGUGGCUCUGUUGCCUCUUGUUGAGGACCAGAGCAUCCUGUGCCUUGCAGAGCACAGAUGCUCGCACUGUGUUUGUUCGUUGGAAAAUCUGAUAAAGUGGCAGCCCUGGAAGUUUUUCCAAAACUCAGCUUCGUCCCAAGGCUUCCCUGGGGUUUGGCAUAUUUUACGAUCCAGAUUCCGAACCCAAUUAAAUCAAGAAUGUGCCUGAAUUCUUAAGCAGCACAAACUGCUCUACAAACCUCAAAGAGCACUUUUUCUCAAGUUUCUGUUUUUAUUGUAUUUCUUUAAGUAGUGGCAUGGCACUUACUGUGUGCCAGACACUAUUCUAAGCACUUUAUAGAUAUUAUUAGCUCAUUCGAUCCCCAGACAAACCUUCUGAGUAGGCACUAUGAUUAUCUUCAUUUUAGAGAUGAAAGAUCUGAAGCUUGACCUGGUUAGUAACUUGCCCCAAGGUCAUAAGUGGUGGAACUGAGAUUCAAAACCUGCCAUUCUGGCUCCUCAGUCCGUGAGUCUCACCACUUCACUAUGCCGUUUUUUCUUUCUUUUUUAAAAAGAUAUAUAUUUUAUUGAUUUUUUACAGAGAGGAAGGGAGAGGGAUAGAGAGUUAGAAACAUCGAUGAGAGGAACAUUGAUCAGCUGCCUCCUGCACACUCCCUACCCGGGGAUGUGCCUGUAACCAAGGUACAUGCCCUUGACCAGAAUCGAACCUGGGACCCUUCAGUCCUCAGGCUGACGCUCUAUCCACUGAGCCAAAAUGGUUGGUGCCAUUUUUCCUUUUUCAUACUAAUCUGCAUCUACUUUGACCCUCCCCUGAAUAAAUUUCAGUUGCUGGAGUGCAGCGGCGUGGUUAAUGGUUACCUCCUGGCGCUUUUUGCCAAGAUUCCUCGGAUAACCAAGGAAAAGGGCCUGGAAAUGGGUCCUGGGUGCCCUCCCACUGGCUUACCUUGAUGCCUCUUUGUUCUUAAAACUGUGUCUUGAUGACAAAGGAAGGUUCGGGCAAGAACACCUGUAGCUUUCAAGAUAAUCAGUGGAGAUUUGUGUUCUUUACGAGCUUAGCUGCUGGACAGUUUCCAGUUUGAAGAUGGGAGAGAGAGACUUACCUCAGGGUCUGCCCUUCCUGGGGCAGCAGCUGGGCUCCCUCCAGAUUUGCGUGGAAUUUUCGGGGCUGCCUUGAGCUUGGUGUUCUCAGUCGUGAACGGCGACUCCGAGGCGACAGCUUUCGUGCACGGAGACCUCGUGGGGCUGACUUAGUUAAAACCUAGAGCAGCGUCUGUGCUGAAAUGAUGGUUUUUAUUUUGGGGUCGAUUUUCGGAUUCCCUGCAAUGUUAAACUGGAGCACUUUAAGACGGAUAAAAACAUCACAGUUUUACAGCCAAUACUGGUACACUUGACUUUUUUUAGUGCUUAGUGGAUUUCCUCUUAGGAUAACUGGUCAUGACUUCUAUAGAUUGAAUAUUGAAUACACUCCGCCACAUCCCGUAAGCUUCAUGGAUAACCAUUCAAAAUCCCCUCUCUGAAACACUGUUUUCUUAUGUAACUCUAUUUUCAAAAUUGGUAAUAGUGUCAGAAGGACUGCCAGUGCCUGGCUUGGUGCGUGGCACAUAGUAGGCACAAUUCAAUAUCCGUAGAGCGUGCUACAAUUUUGGUGCUAAGUAAGAGUAAUUCCAUUGUCACACACAGACAUUUGAUAAAUGGAUAUUUCAUUACAUGGAGGGGUACAGAAUUCCAAGAGUUUUGGAGGGGAAGGGUCAGUGAGAGCCUCAAAAAUUGAAACUGCCAUUCCAUUUUAUAUAGGCCAAGAAAGAGGUAAUUAGUGAAGUUAAUUAUGGAUUUGGUACUAGAACAUUCUGCUCCAUUGCAAACUAUUUGAGCACCCCUCCUCUCAGCCCUUUAUUUUGUCUUUCUUUCAGGCUAAUGUGAGGGUGAUCUUACAGAUAUUAUAGGAUCUUCUUUCCUUUCUUUCUCAGCCUUUAUGAAAACAAUGCAUGGCAAAAUAUACCUAGGAAAACUUUCUCUUUGAGACUUUUUUAAAAUGGGCUUCCUAUUCUACAGAUAAUUGUACCUUUAUCUUUUAAAAGCUAAUAUUUUCUACCUAAAGCAUCUCCCCUAAAAAUAUCUCAUUAAAAAGCCCACAUUAAAAAAAAAAAAAAAAGAAUAGGGGAGAAGAAAGCCUUAGGUAUCCAUUCCAAAACAGUGACUGAGAUCCCCACAAAUAAUUAUAGCUUAUGUCAUCUGCAGAGGUAAUCUGGCUUGGUUUACCCCAUCAUCUAAUUUCAGGGGGGAAAGUUUUAUUUAACACUCAUCUAAAUCAACACUAGCGCCUUUUCUCUUGCGGGGCUUAUUGAGAAGCUCAAAUGAAUAUACGUUUUGAUCGGAUGUUAUCAAGUGUGCAGCUUCCUAUGCUCCUCGUGUCAAACUGAGUCCAACCUCCAAGGGCCUUCCUUUCUUUUCCUUGGGUGGUUUCAUUUGAGCUGUGAUGGUGAGAAACCGAAUUGCAGGCCUCACAAUCAAAUGACAAAGGAGGCAAUUGCACCUUUUAAGGGAUACUGACGAGUGGUUUAUGUUUUCUAAAGGACAAAGUCAAGAGGCUAUCUUGUUUUUAAUUAGGCUGAGUUGGAAAUGACUACAGCUGCCAAAUCUAAAAGCUCAAAGAUGAAGUAGAGCUUUAUGCUAGUUUUAUUGCACCAUGGUAGAAUUUUUCUCUUGGCGUGUCGUUUUUUCAGAUUUACAACAGAAAACUGUAACAGCUAUGUCUUAGAGCUACGCAUAGGAAAGUAGAGAAGAAAGAAAACUAAUACUCUUUAUUCCUAUAAGGUACCUGGAAAAAUAUUUCUGUGUAUGAUUUUGUCUAUCUCAGCACAUGUAUGGGAAAAUAUUAAAUAGCCUGGGUAUUUUAAAAUUUUGUAGAAAAAAUAUGCAUCUAUUUUUUCUUGACUUGGUUUUAUAUAGUAAUAAAAGUUAUUUUGGAA
Molecule: messenger RNA, 4240 nt
Organism: Eptesicus fuscus (big brown bat)
Lineage: Eukaryota; Metazoa; Chordata; Mammalia; Chiroptera; Vespertilionidae
Product: plasma membrane ascorbate-dependent reductase CYBRD1
Exons: 4
Coding region: 199-1056 (285 amino acids)
Cellular component (GO): lysosomal membrane
Molecular function (GO): oxidoreductase activity
Source: RefSeq, a predicted model, not a curated record